Molecule: messenger RNA, 840 nt
Organism: Beta vulgaris subsp. vulgaris (sugar beet)
Lineage: Eukaryota; Viridiplantae; Streptophyta; Magnoliopsida; Caryophyllales; Amaranthaceae
Exons: 6
Coding region: 1-840 (279 amino acids)
Source: RefSeq, a predicted model, not a curated record
AUGAGGAGGAGGAGGAGGAAGAGGAAAGCGAGCAAGAUGAAGAAAGCGUUCAAGAAGAUGACUCUUGUUGAAGGCAGAUGGAUUCAGAGGCUGAAGUAUCUUUAUCUUAACCAUCGCUACAGAGGAAAAGAAAAGGUAAUGAUUGUGAGGCAUUUUAGUCCUUUUCGUGGUCCCAGUAGAGCAUUGAAGUACAAGAAGUUGCGACAAGUUCAGCCUCGAAAGAUUAGUGUUGAUAUUCCAUCAUCCUUAGGAGCCGCUGUGGGUGAGCAUGCAUUACUGUUCAUAGGAGAAUGCUCUGAUUGGGUGAAGGAAAUGUGUCCGCUUAAUGUUGAGAAGUGGUCUGACAUGCCUGAAGACGUUAUAGAUCGCUUAUAUGGAAAAAUUAAGGCAAAAUUUGCGUUGGGUGAAGGUGCACACAUUACCGAUGCUUUAAAGACACAAUGUUCAAGCCUCUAUAGGCAUUGGAGAGAGAGAUUGAAGAGUGAUCAUUUUUCAAAAUGCAAAUCUCUAAAGGAGGCGGAACAUGCUUGCCCACAACGUAUUGAUCUUAACCAAUGGAAGUGGCUGGUUUAUAACUACUGGAGCACUCGCAAACAGAUGGAAAGAAGUGAAAAGAAUCGUGCAAAUGCACUUUCAAAGAAGAUACAAUCAGCUUGCGGGGCUAAAUCCACAGCUAGGAUUAUAUACGAGUUGGAGGUUGAGGCAGAGAAAGAGUCUAGUGCUGAGGCCGAGAAUGGGGAUGACUCUGAAGCAAAUACAUCUACUUCUACUACCGUAACACAAACAGAAGCUGAUAAUGACCCAAUGUAUUUGAAAUUGUGGAGAAAAACAAAACAGUAA